UCAUCAAAUGAAUGUGCGCAAGCGUGGUUUUUGCUGUACCUUUAAACUAGGAUUUAAAGGUACAGUUAAAUGUACAAUUUAAAUCCCCGGUUCGAAUACUAUGAAUCGAUAGACAAAAGGAGGAGUAAUACCAGGUGGCUGUAUUAUAGACCCAGACUAGGAUACCGCCAUUGGACCCUGCCCAUUUAUAGACGUAUAUAAAAAUUGCUUAGAGUAAUAAACAGUAAUCCUAUAAGCCGUUUUAUGUCCUUAAAGUCAGGUCGUAUUCUCGAAGACAAAAGGCUAGACAUAGACGAAUUGUGAAUAGAUCCUACGAGGAUUUUUCGAUGAAUAAGCAGUUUGGAACGUGCGAGCGAACAAUAACUUGGAAUACGAAAUUAUUGAAUUCUGAAAGAAAAGCAAAGGGGACCUUAACAAAACUUAUUUUCGCCUAUUACUCAUUGAAAAAUCAUCGCUCAUUUUAGUCGUCCUUCAAUCUUACGUAAAACGCACGAAAGAAUAAGUUUUAGAAUUUCACGAGGAUGCUUUCUCCCUUGAAAAUGUGUGCAGAUGACGCUACUAUGUGCUACCAUUGUGAAUAACCGCAACCAAUAGGAGAACGCGUUACAUCGAAUUCUAUAGGUAGCAAUACCUAAAACGUGUUCUGAUUGGUCGAUCUCAAUUUUCCCGAAUAACAUCGGGGCCACCCGCCAUAACGAACGUAGCGUGGUACGUUGUUUGAAUGAACGUGUUCAAACGUAAUUGACGAGAUUUCUUAAUUAGUAUCGAUUUUACCUUAGCGUAUACAGUGUACACAGGACGAUUGCAUGCUCAAGAACUUAUGGUGACAAUUUAAAGUCAUGGAAGUUGCACAAAAGUUGCAUUUCGACGCGUGCGACAUUCAGGACGAGGAGCUGAACAUCAGCUGUCGUACGAACAGCUCCGGUUGUGAUGUUGACGAUAUUUUAGAUUCAUCCGCAGAGGAUCUUGGAUGUUCACCACCUCUUCAACCGAGAAAAUUAUCCUUUAGUCAUACGAUGGACUGUAGUGACAGUGAAAACAAUCAAUCUGUGUUAAUUAAUAAUAACAAAACUCCAGUCAGUAUCGUGACAGGUACAUCAAGGAUUAGAAUUCCACCUCGUGAAAAUGUUUGUUCACAAAAAAUGUCAAUGGCAUGUAGUCCACCAUAUAAACGUGUUAGAGCUUUACGUCUUUUUGACUCGCCAGCUACCCCAAAAACUCUAAUGGAGAAAAGCACAAUACAUACUCCGUUUCCUACUAAGUGUACUAGACUAUUUUCAUUAGACAAACCAAGAAUCUGUAAUUACCAAAACAAAACCGAUAAGCCAGCUGCAAAUGUAAACCCUUUUACACCAAAUGGAAUGUUGUUAACUGCAAGAAAACGCACUAGGUCUAAACGUAGUCUGAAUGGUUCCCCUGAUAUUCAAAUUCCAAAAUUUGAUCUUGCCGAUUCUGAAGACUCAGAUAACGAAGUCGAACAGGCAACAAAACGCGUAGCGUUACAAGACUCAAACAUUCCCAGAUAUCAUCAGGAAUUUCACGAGUUGGGCUUGAUUGGUACAGGCGAAUUUGGAUCGGUUUACAAGUGCAUCAAUCGAUUAGAUGGAUGCAUUUAUGCUAUUAAAAAAAGUAUUAAACCAGUUGCUGGAAGUAUUAAUGAAAAGAAUGCUUUAAACGAAGUAUACGCUCAUGCUGUUCUUGGCAAACAUCAGCAUGUCGUACGAUAUUACUCUGCUUGGGCGGAAGAUAAUCACAUGAUUAUUCAGAAUGAAUAUUGUAAUGGUGGUAGCUUAGCAGAUGCAAUUGUCAAUUUAGAAAAAGAAAAGAAACAGUUUACUGAAGCGGAGAUACGACAACUGUUGUUACACGUUGCUGAAGGUUUAAGAUACAUUCACAGUAUGCAAUUAGUACAUAUGGAUAUCAAACCUGGAAAUAUUUUUAUCUCAAAGGAAAAAAGGUUACUCGCAGUGAACUAUGAUUCAGCAGAUGAUGGUUUUGAUGAAGAAGAAACUAUAGAAGAAGAAAUUACGUAUAAAAUAGGUGAUCUAGGUCAUGUUACAUCUGUUAAUAACCCUCAAGUCGAAGAAGGAGAUUGUAGAUAUUUACCGACAGAGAUUUUACGCGAGGACUUCAGUCAUUUGCCAAAAGCUGAUAUUUUUGCAUUAGGAUUAACCGUUUAUGAAGCAGGUGGUGGAGGUCCAUUACCUAAAAAUGGGCCUGAAUGGCACGAUAUUAGGAAUGGAAAUUUAAAAGAAUUACCUCAUUAUAGUCGUGAUGUCAAUGAAUUACUGAAAUUAAUGGUUCAUCCAAAUCCCGAAAUGAGACCUUCAGCAGUAUGUCUCAUUCAACAUAGAGUACUAUGUCCAUUUGGAAACAAAACGAAAGCACAACUUCGACGUGAAUUGAACGCAGAAAAGCUAAAAAAUGAAAUUUUAUCGAAACAACUACAAGAAGCGGCUAAAUGCCUAAAAACUAUUGCCCCGAAUGUAGCGGCAAUUAAUAAUAACAUAAAUGCCGGAGGCUAUAAGUUAAGGUCUACGCCAACUAGAACAUCCUCUCGAGUAGUGGGUAAAAAGGUCAAUCGAAGUAAUAGCACUACAAAUUUUUGAAUGUUCUGUGUUAUGUUUAUGUUGGACUAAAGGAGAAGGGUAAAGGUGCUUAAGGAAAAAGAACUUUUCUUUUUAAGUGCCUUGACAUUGUGAUAUGAAAUAAUUCUAGUUGAUAAGUGAAAAAAUGCGAUCACUAUUUGCUAUGAGAAUAAAAUGCUACACAGAGUGAAAUUGUAUAAUAGUUAUGAGUAAACUCUUGCAGCGAUGAAGAUAUUAUAUUAAUAAAGUAAGUUACGAAUUGCAGACGAAAAUUAUAAGCAGGUAAUUUUUUCACUCUUUAUAUUUUUUGUUUCAUCGCUAAUUGAAUUUUUAGAUGGGUAAUACAGUAAUUUGAUACUGUUUAUCUGUAUACAUUUCUCGUGUAUAAGGUGAAAAGUAACUGUAUAGGAUUUUGGAAGAAUCUAAUUAUUACUAAUAUUCAUUAAUCUAUUAGAUUGUUCAAGACAUAAGGUAUAUAAAAUUUCGGAAUAUGUUUCAUUCAGGAAAAUAAGAACAAUUUUAUUGCAUAUUGUAUUAUGUAGCUCGAUUGUUCUUGUUACAAGUUUUUACUUAUGUACUUUUGUACAUUUAUGGUAUGCACUCAUUUUAAAAUAUUACCAUUUUUUAGUCUAACUAAUCAGUAUUAUAAAGAGGAGGGAAUUCUUUUUAAUAUCAGGUACUAGUUAACAUUUUGACAAUGUGAUAUUUCCGAUUUCUUUCUUUCCAUUGGGUUUGAGGAUUUCUGUAAGAAAUAAUCUGGGAGUACUAACAAUAGACUGUAACAAAUUGUUACAAAUGCAUUAUAUUUUUAUAAAUAGAUAUUUACGUAUAAUGGUUUAGUGUUGUAUAUUGUCUGAUGUUUAAAAAUAAUACUAAUCUGUAUUAUCCAUCAUUUGUUACUUUCAAGUUCUUGUCAAAUGUUCAAAUAAUUAUUUUCCUUUAUUUAUUACAAUUUUCAUACUCAGACAAAAGACUGUUACUUUAACAUAUCAUAUUAAAUAAUUUUUAUAUAUUUUCACAACUUAAAUUCAAUAAU
Messenger RNA from Megachile rotundata (alfalfa leafcutting bee), 3624 nucleotides. RefSeq names its product wee1-like protein kinase. Gene Ontology annotation, cellular component: cytoplasm; nucleus. The record is from RefSeq and is a predicted model, not a curated record. Gene Ontology annotation, biological process: protein phosphorylation; mitotic cell cycle. Gene Ontology annotation, molecular function: ATP binding; non-membrane spanning protein tyrosine kinase activity; magnesium ion binding. NCBI's taxonomy places the organism in Eukaryota, Metazoa, Arthropoda, Insecta, Hymenoptera, Megachilidae.